CUUUCUGAGCUUCUAUUUAAGCUUCUUCUUUGAAGCAUUGAAACAUACAAUUAACUCAUUCUGUUUGAACGCGCAACUCUCUUGGCUUUCAUGCUUGAAUGGUACCCACUACCAAAUAUUUGAUCAAACAACUCAUUCAAAAAUACAUUUAAAAGUCGUUCCCCCUCAACUUAAUCAACUCAAACAACUGUUACUCACAAAACCAUGCCACCUCCACCACCUCCACCACCACCUCCUCCACCGGGAUUUGGCGGUCCUCCUCCUCCUCCGCCUCCUGGAGGAGCCCCAGGAUCGAUGCCAUCAAGGCCACCUGCGAAAGUCGCUGCCAAUAGAGUAAACACCCCGAGUUGUACAAUGUUAAGUUCGAGUUGCUAACCAUGUUAUAGGGCGCACUUCUGUCAGAUAUCACAAAAGGAAGAGCACUCAAAAAAGCUGUAACCAACGACCGAUCGGCACCAAUAGUAGGCAAAGUAUCCGGUGGUUCUGGGCAAAUGCCGAUAGGAGGUGCUCCGCCAGUACCUGGAAUGGCAAAACCUCCUGGGGGUUUUGGCGCACCACCCGUACCUGGGGGAAAUAGAGCUAGAAGUGACAGUGACCAUGGGAAUAGCGCGUCCACAGGAAUGGAACAACCCCCGCAGUUAGGAGGGAUCUUCGCAGGUGGCAUGCCCAAGUUAAAGAAACGAGGCGGAGGGGUAGACACUGGCGGUAAGCUUUAUGCUCUAUAAAGAUAGGAUAGAUUCUAACUCUUAACAGCAAAUCGAGAUUCAUCAUUCACAUCAGAACCGGAAUUUUCAGCACCUAAACCACCAGGUAUGGCAGCUCCUAGACCUCCAAUAAAUGCAGCCCCUCCGUUACCAUCAGCCCGGCCUCCUCCUCAGCCCAGUCCUUCGGCACCUACAUUCGCGCCAUCGGUUGCCAAUUUGCGAAAAACUGCUGGCCCAUCAAUCUCUCGACCUGCUUCUUCAAAUUCCCUCAAGGGACCACCACCUCCUAUUGGCAAGAAACCUCCUCCACCUCCUGGGACUCGAAAGCCAUCAGCUUUAUCAGCCCCACCACCGCCAUCAUCAUUCGCACCUCCACCCCCUUCUUCUUCAGCCCCUCCACCGCCUGCUGCACCACCGCCACCACCUUCUCCAGCUCCACGCCCUCCCAGUAACCCACCUCGAGCACAUGCGCCCCCUCCUCCACCAACGUCUCCACCUUCGGUUAAUGGGGGUAGCCAGAGUCUUGCUAUGCAAGCAGCAAUUCGUGCUGCCGGUCAAGCAUCGCCAAUGGGUGCACCCCCUCCACCGCCGCCACCCCCAUCUAAUGGGCCUCCCUCUAUAUUGUCACACAGAGCGCCAUCUCCGCCUGCACCACCAGUGGCACCACCAGUGGCACCACCAGUGGCACCAAUAUCAAGAAGUCAAAGUCAACAACAAGGAAGAACUCACACCAUGGAUUCUAGCUCAUAUACUCUCUCAUCAAACGGCACCUUACCGAAAACCGCCAGCUCUGAUAGGAGAGUUAUAAUCAAUGAUUCUAGAUGGAAAUUCACCGACGAAUCAGUAUUCCCCAAACCUCGGGAAUUUAUUGGUGGACCUAAGAAAUAUCGGGCUGGCCGUGGGAGCAGUGUUCCGUUGGAUCUGAGUGCUUUCCACUAAAGAUUUUACUUACAAAGAAUAGCUUUUGGAUCCGUGUUUAUAUGUUACCAUAAUGAUUUAGGGCGUUAUAGCGGGAUAUCGUUUAGAAUCCGGUAAGGCGGCAUCAAGCUAUCUGAAUUGGAGUUAUACGUUAGGGCAAUUGACGUCGUCAAAAUUCCCUUCCAAGUCGUGAGAUGAGACCGUUUAAUCAGAGACAUGAGAUCAGUGCCCUGUGUCAUUGAGGAGAAGAAUGAAGCUGGGAUCACAAACUACGGUAUAAAAAAUCAUGUGUGACAGCGAGCAAAUCCUACAAUGAAACAUCAAAGUAGAUAGAAAAAAUAAUAAACUUUUGC
This is a messenger RNA of Sclerotinia trifoliorum, 1975 nucleotides long. Lineage: Eukaryota; Fungi; Ascomycota; Leotiomycetes; Helotiales; Sclerotiniaceae. The record is from the annotation of a GenBank genome assembly.